AUGACGGCCCAGGACAAUGAUUCUUCCGCUUUCAUCUGGAAGCCUCAGCCUGGCAACCCUCUGUCUAUUACGCGAGAUUUGACCAACACCGAGCGUAUGUUCGUUGUCCUAAACCGAGACCUAUUUGGUCAGAAUUGCCCAUUCAUUGGCGCCUCGAUCUCUGUCCGAAACACAAGUUCCUUGGGUCAAUCACGUAUCUUUGGUAUCCCGGAGUUACGAAAGAGAAGUGUUCGGGCGUGCUGUCAAACGCGGUGGAGGUAUCCGACGGUAGCUGCACGUGUCUCAGAAGAUGACUGCAAAGCUAUGUACAGUGUCGAUGGGCCGAAUGAAGCAGCCAGGUGGGCAGAACGAAGCGUAACAGUCGUUGUUGCUGAUGGUGGUUGGCUUGCUUUGCGUGAGCAACUUUCACGAGAUGUACCGAUGCCCUCUUCGAAUGGUGAUUACUGGGGUUUCUAUUUGAUCGUCAAACCCGAAUAUGGCGCAGAUGUGAAUAUCGCGAGUUUUGAUAUUCUAAUGCAUAAUCAUCACGUCUUCACUGAUGGGUCUGGCAUUCGCAGCAUCCUCAAUGAAUUCAUCAGCCGUCUUGCCGACCCGUUGCCAUUAGAAGAAUUGCAUUGGGGCAAAGAGGUCGACAGGUUGCUGCCUCCAUCUAUGCUUCUGGUUCAUCCAGGGCAGAUGAUGCUCGACACUACCAGCAACGGUGAUGGGCCAGAAUCAACUACUGAUUUCUUUCUGAAGUCACAAGCGGAUAUUGGUCUUCCAUGGUACAGGCCUAAAAUCGGCCCUCCAAGUUCGUCGACCAGAGGCAGUCAGUUAGUUUCGCAUACGUUCGAGCCUAAUUUCCUUCCGGAACUUCUUGCCAGAGGACGCAAGCGUGGAGUGAAGCUUGCUGCUAUACUCCACGCAGCUCUGUUUCAAGCGAUUCACGAAAAUAUCGAUUCCGUGCCUGGGCCAGAAGACUCAUUCCAAAGCAGUUCGGCCAUGGAUCUCAGAAAUGACUGGAUGCCACCCCCGUACAACGAGAAAAGAUAUUACGUAAAUGGCGCGGUCGUUAUCCAGCCCAUCGCAGUGCCAUGCCGGAUGUUCAGCCAGAGAAACGAUUUCUGGAAAGCUGCUGCUUAUAUCGCAAGUAUCUGGGAGGUUGCCAAGAAAAGAAAAGGGAUGUUGGCUACCAUUGAAGCAGAGGCAGCGAUGUUUUUGGGAAGUAGACAGAAACAGAAGCAGAGUUCCUCGCCUCCACUGACAAAGCCCCGUACUUGUCCUUAUUUCGUUUCGGAUCCACCAGGGACUCAACACCUUGACACAAUUUUCCCAGUUUCGGGAUACCAAAAUCUUCAGUUGAUUCUUGAGUCGUAUCAGCUAGCCACAGAUCAAAGUCAAACUAUUGUUUCUGCUCGCUCACACUCAUUUCAUGACAGACUCACUCUCUGCGUAGUCUUCAACGCAGCUCGUAAUCCAAAAGAAAAGAUGCAAGAGUUCCUCGAAACAUGGGUAGAUGUACUCAAAACAGUGUGCGAGAGUGAUUGGGACUUGAACGGAGAUUCGUGA
Cadophora gregata is the source of this 1548-nucleotide messenger RNA. RefSeq lists its product as uncharacterized. The coding region runs from base 1 to 1548 and encodes 515 amino acids. Gene Ontology annotation, molecular function: acetyltransferase activity. The record is from RefSeq and is a predicted model, not a curated record. NCBI's taxonomy places the organism in Eukaryota, Fungi, Ascomycota, Leotiomycetes, Helotiales, Ploettnerulaceae. The transcript is spliced from 6 exons. Gene Ontology annotation, biological process: mycotoxin biosynthetic process.